AUGACUGGAAGUUUUGGAAAUAAAUCUAGUUCUCAAGAUGAGGUUAGAUACUGUUGUGGUUUAUCAAAUAUGGUAGCUACUCCAAUUGCUAUGGUUGCAUUUAUUGCAUCUUCUAUUGGAUGUGUUUACUACAAUAAGAUGUGUUAUCAUUCAAAUAUACCUUUUCCUAUUUUCAUGUCUUGGGCUCAACAAUUAAUAGGUAUGUUGGUGAUGUCUACAUUUUUAACUAUUAGAGGUUUAGUAAGUGGUAAUAAAGAAGUAUCUGCUAAUAUCCCUCUUAGUAAACGUUUACAUAGAUAUAAAUAUGCAGUAUGGGUUGCUUUAUGUUUUUGCAUGAAUAUUUCAUUUAAUAAUCGAUGCUUGAUGUAUACUAAAAUAUCUAUGUAUGCUAUUGCUAAAUCGACUACUGUAUGUUAUUCCUUGAUAUUACAGUAUUUAUUACUUGGAAUUAAAGUUAAACUAUCAUCUGCCCUAUCAUGUUUUGUUAUUGUUGGAGGUGUUAUAGUUAGUCUUACUGAUAAUACAUUUGGACUAAAUCCUAAAGCUUUCCUUUUAGGUACUAUAUCUUCAUUUUUCCAAUCUUUUUAUUCUAUAGCAGUUAAAUAUACUGUACCUCAUUGUGAUAAUUCUACAACAGAAUUAUUACUACAUGUACAAGAACUUUCUUGUGUUAUUUUCUUAAUAAUUGCUUACUUUUGGGGUGAGCUUACAGAAGUAUUAAAUUCUCAGAUAUUUGCCUUUGUAAGUGCUCCAUCUGUAGCUUUAAAAUUAUGGUUAAAGAUGGCUGGUUCAGCUAUAUUAGCUAUAUCUCUUAAUCAAUGUUGUUAUUUAGUUGUAUCUUUAACAACUCCAGUAACUUACAAUGUUAUUGGUUUAGUUAAGCAAGGUUUACAAACAGCAGGAGGUUUCAUAUUCUGGAAAGAACCAAUAAAACCAGGUCCAGUUAUUGGUGCAUGUUUAACUUUCACUGGUUCAGCUUUUUACACAACUACAAAAUUGUGGGAUACAAAUUCAUCUAAAUCAACUAAACAAGAAGAGAUUGUAAAGGAACAAGCCCGAUUAUCAGUUGGUACGGCAUCUGAUGCAUUUGAAAAUCCAAUACCAGAAACCGAAAAUAAGACAACUGAGAAACAACCACUUAUUGAACCUGAUAAGUGUGAGAAAGGUCAAUCUUAA
This is a messenger RNA of Cryptosporidium muris RN66, 1176 nucleotides long. RefSeq lists its product as uncharacterized. The record is from RefSeq and is a predicted model, not a curated record. The coding region runs from base 1 to 1176 and encodes 391 amino acids. Gene Ontology annotation, cellular component: Golgi apparatus. The transcript has a single exon. Lineage: Eukaryota; Apicomplexa; Conoidasida; Eucoccidiorida; Cryptosporidiidae. Gene Ontology annotation, molecular function: antiporter activity.